AUGUUGAAAAUAUCGAGUUCAAAGUUAUUCCCUUCCAUAAAUAGUUAUUCAGCAUUUCGAUUCAAACCUCUGUCCGCUCCGAAAAACCUAGUCCGUUCGGUUGCUUUGUUUCAAAACACUUGGUCAGGUCCAACUAGAUUGACAUUAUUUCGUUCGGUGAGCAUACAAUCUUCACCACCACCGAAUGUCUCACCUUCAUUACCCUCAAGGCCCAAAUUCUUUUUGCAAAAAGGAAUACCCGAUAUUCUUAAUAUACAAGAGGAAGAAAUUCGAGAGAAUGGAGAAGAGAAGAACAAAAAAUCUUUGCAAGAGAGGGUCAUAACGCUUUCUCAACAAAAUAAAUUGGAAGAAGCAGUUCAAUUGGUUUUGGAAUCUCGGAUCGAUGACCAAUCCGAAGUAAGCUGGAACCAGUUGAUCGCGGAAUGUGUUGACAAAGGCAGAGUGAAAUUGGGGGUUAGAUUGCUGAACGAGAUGAAAAGAUUUUCGUUGCAACCCAGUCAAAACACGUAUACAUUACUACUUAACGGCUUAGCAGAGUAUCGUGCAUUGCCUGAUAACAUACUACACGCUAGAGCCAUAAUCGAUAGUAUAAGGAGAGCGAGUCGAACAAAAUCGACAUUCAAGUUGACAGUGGGUCACGCAAAUGCACUUCUAAAAGUUUGUUUUCGCACGAACGAAUUUCAAGCACUAUUGAAUAAUUAUGACGCGCUCUUUUAUCAAGGAGGGACUGCGCUAAUUCCAAACAAGGAAACAUACACCAUCGUCUUAUCGGCUUGCGCGAAAAAUUGCAGGAAAUAUUCAGAUCAGGCAUAUGAGUUGGCAAUGAGCAUUUGGGAGUCAGUCUAUGAGAAAGCGAUGACUUCGGUUAGAAAGCCCGCGAGGAGAGCUGCGGAACAGGAGGACGCAAUUGAUGAUGAUUUGGUGUGUUCGGUUCUUCUCACUUUCAGGAACUCUGGAGAGAUCGAGAAAGGAUUCGAGGUUAUCAAAGAUAUCUACGGGAUUGGAGAUGAUAUAGUUAGAACUCGUCCAUAUAAUAUACAGAUGACAUCUAAGUCGUUAGAUAUUAUGAUAGGCUUAUGUUUUAAAUCUCAGCAAUAUAAAUUAGGCAUUAAGCUAUUUAAUGAAGCUAAAGUGAGGUUUCCAGAUCUCCGACCGGACAUCCAAAACUUUAACAGCUUAAUAUCACUUUACAACGAAUCCGGACAAUGUGACGAAGCGAUCGGCAUCUUUAAACAAGUGCUUGACUUAGAACUUCAACCUAUCGACAUGACAUUUGAUUUACUCAUGAUAUCUUGUAAAAAUGCAAAAAACUUAGAUGCAGUGAAGGAGAUCUUUGGCAUCAUAAUUAAGCACAAAGUCAUUCCUAAGACAACGGCACUUACGAAGAUUCUCGAGAUGACCAUGGAGUCGGAUCCGGAUGUCUUGACAAGAGAAGUUCGUUGGAUUUUAAAUAAAAUUGAUCAAAUUGGGCUCAAGGAUCCGUUAUCACUCGUUAAAACUGCCACAAUGCGUGGUAUUUCGAAACUUCCGUUUGAGAUUGACGACGUCGUUUUUUUGCGAACAAUUAUAAAUGCAUACGGAGUAGCUCUGGACAAAUCAGGUGGAAAACUACCUGACCAUACCGAAGAACGCUGGAAGAAUAAUUUAAAGUUUUAUAAAAAUAGACUUUGGGAUUUAAAUCAAAAACAGGCGCAGAUAGAACAAUUUAGAAUGCAAAAAGAGAGGAUGAGAUCGCUUAAGAAUGGAUCGGAAUAUAAACAUCAAGAUGUAAAAUAUACACACCAACAAACAGAAUAUGAAAGUGGGCAUAACCGAAAGGAGGAUGUGAAAUCACGGUCGCUGAGUUCUGUCGAAAAAAAGGGGAAAAAUUGGUUGGAUGACGAUGAAACCAUAAUUAUAGAUGACUCGAGAGAUAGAGAAAUAUCCAAGUUGUCGACAAGACGCGGAGGUUUUAGUGAUGAUAACGAUUACCGCGUUAAAGGAUCAGAUGAUUCUCGGAGGCCCACAUUUUCUCGUAAUUAUGACAAUUAUCGCGGUCUUGGAUCAUUUGGUUCUCAGAGACUCGGAUCCUCUCGUGAUGAUCGGUUCGAAGAUGAAAAACGAAUGAAUCAGAAGCAGUUUUUUAAAGACGAAGAUUUUUCAUCACGUUCAAGUAAUCGUCAUGUCUCAUUGACACGGGAUUCAAGAGGUGGGUUUAGGGAUGAGAGGGUUAGAGAGCCAUUACAGAGCCCAGGUGCAAGAUUAUCGAGGGAAUAUCGUGGGAUUCCAGUAGUAAACCCAAGAGACGGGUUCAAAAAUGAACGAAGAUUUGAAACGUCAUAUCGCAGGCCGCGAGAUAAUAACCUUCGAAUAUCGGCGGAAGAUUGUUCCGAUCAUAAUCCGAAUGAUGAAGAAAGGGAUGAAAUUCGAGAGUCAAGAAAUCGAAGAGAUUCGAGGGAAUUCGAUCGAGGUGUCUCGGUUUCACGCGUAAUAAUAAUUGAGAUAGGAAGAAAGGUAAAGAGAAUGGAAAAGCAGAAUGAGAAAGAAUAUUUCGGCACACAGGAAAGUUUUAUGAGUGUCGAUGGAACGGUACCUUCCGUGACAACGGAAACCACUGAAGAAGGGAACAAUGAAAACCCUGAAGGAGAGUCAAUGAUUACAAAACCACCUCCAAAAAAACGGAAACGCAACAUGAAACCGAAAGCUGAAGAUUCCGAAUCAAAAAAACCCAAGAAUAAAACGGGACCCCCAAAACCGCGAGCACCAAAAAAGCAAUCCAAGGAACAGGAACCAUCCGAAUCCAACUCUCUCGUUUCAACCGCUGAAUUUGCAACCUCCACCAACACAGGACCUUGGAAACACGAAGACGAUCAGUUAUUAAUUGACCUGGUUCUAUCACACUUGAUGGAAGUCCCGUGGGCCAAACUCGCAAAAAACCACUUUCCAUUAAGGUCAAGGCAAGGAUUAGUUGGUCGAUGGAGUUCUCUCAAGAAGAAGAUUCGAAACAUAAAUUUUGAUGGGGAAGUUGCUGAUAUGGAUGAGACGAAAAAUAAGUAG
Molecule: messenger RNA, 3036 nt
Organism: Acaulospora colombiana
Lineage: Eukaryota; Fungi; Glomeromycota; Glomeromycetes; Diversisporales; Acaulosporaceae
Source: the annotation of a GenBank genome assembly